UAAUAUUUUAGCUAAAUUUAUUUCUUAUCAAUUAUUUGUAUUUGAGUUAAAAUGGCUAAUAUUAGUAUUAAAUGUCAAAAGUGUCGAUUUGAAUUAGCAUCAAGUGAAAGUUCAUCUAUUCUUGACUGUCACGAAAAACAAAUUCAAAAUACAGCUAGAGUUACAUAUAGUUGCAAUGAUAACGUAAUGGAAAAUAAUUGGUACAUAUCAUCUAAUACUUUACCUCAAUGGAUAAAUACAGCAAUUGAAGAAGAUGAUUGGCAAAAGGGUAAAUUGAGCUGUCCAAAUUGCAAUUUAAGAGUUGGUUCUUUUGACUUUGUUGGCGGUAUGAAAUGCCCAUGUAAAAAAUAUGUAUUACCUCAAAUCCAUUUAGUUAAAAGUAAAGUAGAUAUUUAUUUUCGAUAAAAAUUGUGUAUUCACUUCUGUUAAUGUUAUGUAUGACUUACUGAUUUUUGUUGAUUUGUAAAGAUUGUAAUCUUAUACUAAUAUACUAAAGCCACAAUUAAUUUUAUGAAUUGUUUAGAAUUUAAUAUUUGUACUUAUCAAUUAGAUUUCUACUCUAAAUAAAUUUUAAUUUA
Molecule: messenger RNA, 578 nt
Organism: Diuraphis noxia (Russian wheat aphid)
Lineage: Eukaryota; Metazoa; Arthropoda; Insecta; Hemiptera; Aphididae
Product: E3 ubiquitin-protein ligase RNF180-like
Biological process (GO): norepinephrine metabolic process; positive regulation of proteasomal ubiquitin-dependent protein catabolic process; protein polyubiquitination
Cellular component (GO): endoplasmic reticulum membrane
Molecular function (GO): ubiquitin protein ligase activity; ubiquitin conjugating enzyme binding
Source: RefSeq, a predicted model, not a curated record